GUCUGUCCCGCCAUUCACGCACUGAGCCCUGUCUUGCCCCCCAUCUCGCCUGCUAACGUCCGGUCGUUGUUCCUCUGUCGUUGCCCAUCCAGCCCCUCAACGUCCAGCCCCUCAACGUCCAGCUCAUCAGCUUCCUGGCUCUUCCACACCCAACUUCGCGACGCCCAGCUCCCUUUAGACAUGGACGACCUGACCGACUUGGUUUGGAAGCAGGCCGGCGGAAAACCCACCCAGCCUGCUGCCACCCUCAGCGCUCUCUCAUCCCAUGCCAGCACCACCGCCGGCAACCCCAACCGAGCCACCGGUCUUUCGGGCUCGCCGAUGGCCGGCUCGACCCCGCGAACGCUCUCGCCCAACCCGUCGCAUCCACACUCUCCUGCAACGGCCCCGCGCAUCUCGCCCUCCUUGAACGCUUCGGUCGUGGCUCCGUCGCCAGGGAUGCAGCGCAACCCUUCCCAGCAGUACGGCAGCCAUGCCUCUGCGGCGCCGCAUCAGCGCAACCUGAGCUCGUCGCCAAACUUUGUGAGCUUCAACCCAACAGCUCCCAGCAUGGCCGGCGUCCACUCGAUCCAGCGCACUGGGACGCCGACCCACGGAGAUGAUCCCUUUGGCAACCUGGUGUCCUUUGGCUCGGCGCCCAAGCCGGCCUCGACCUCGGCCUCGGCAUCGGGGUCGUCGCUUCCAAUGGCAGAAGUACAGCGCCAACAACAGCAACUUCAGCAGCAGCAACUCCAACAACAGCAGCAACAGCUCCAGCAACUCCAGCAACUUCAACAACAACAGCAGCAACUCCAGCAACUCCAACAGCAACGACAACAACAGCAGUUCCUGCAAGGCCAGUUUUCUCCCCUGUCCAAGAGCCAGACACCCCAGCCUCUGUCGCAGUCGCUGUCGAAUGCGCCGCUCCUGCCCAAUCUGCAAAAUGGUUUUAGCUCGCCGAUGGCGGUGCGGUCGAGCUCGCAGCUGAAUGGCGGACUGGUCAACCCCGCCGAUCCCUUUGGACGCUCUCCAGGCAGUGCAUCGGGCGCCAGCAUCCAGCAGCCCCAGCCCUUCGUCAACGACGCAUGGAACCUCGAUCUACUUGAACAGCCCAAGCCCUUGGCAUCGCAGGCUCCCGGUGCACCUGCCCAAAGCAGCGUUGUGGGCGACGACAUCUUCGAUAUCAAGUUCCUCGGGUCGCAGAAUCCCGUGGCGUCAUCUCCAUCCAACGCCGAGAAGCAGCCGGCCUCCAACUCUACCGACGACCAGCAUCCGCUUGGUCUUUUGGCUCAGCCUGUGAGUGCCUUCUCGGCAGCGACCCCGGUUGCAUCAGGCUCCGCACCGGGCUCGGCAACGACCUCCCCGGCAACCCGCUCGGCAGCCUCGCCUGGCAUGCAGCCGUCUCCGUCAAGCUCGCAGCCUCGCUCCAUUGAUGCCGCCCCUCCACCACGCCCGCCUCGUCCAGCCAAGCCCGAUAGCGGCGACAUCGACUUCAAGAUUGCGCAGCUCAUGGACUUUGGCUUUGACGACCUGAGGGCCAAGAAUGCGCUGGAGGCUGCCGGCUAUGAUAUCCAGAAAGCGCUGGACCUGCUGGUGGGCUCCGAGUCCCCCGCUCCAAACAGCGACCCCCAUCCCAAGCCGCCAGCAAAGCCCCGGCCCGAUCCUUCUCAGAAGGUUGCACGCUACGCCGACGACUACGAAGCGGACGAUGGUGGUGAUGCCAUGCCCGGCCGGUAUGCGGCGGGCCCGUCCGGCUCCGCCGGCCUGAGCCAGACCUCGAACCAACUGCUCAACAGCGCCAGCGCCUUAGGCAUAUCGGCCUUGAACAACGCAAAGAACCUGCUGUCCUUUUCCAAAAACAAGAUCUCGGAGGCUCUUGAGAAAGCCUCUGCGCGCAUCGACGACGGCUCGGCUGGACGCGGUGGAUCGAGCGGCAUGUCAACGUUUGCGUCCACCAUCAAGAGCGGUCUCAGCACGGCCUCGUCACAGCUCAAAGGGCGGCGGCCCUCGGACGAUAGCCCAGACGAGUACUCUGACGGUCCGGACAACCGAUACCGAGGCUAUCAGAACUAUACCGAUUUCCGGGAUGAUGACAGGGGUGCGACUGGCUAUGCAUUCGCCCCAUUUGCCGACAAUGACGGCGACGGCGAUGACGAUGACGAGGGCGAGGAUGACCGAGCGGCCCAAGAGGCGCUGAGAAAGUCGCGCGAGGCGUACAACCAGAAGGUGCUCGCCGCCUCGGCCCAGCAGAGCCAGAGCCAGAGCCAGAGCCAGAGCCAGAGCCAGAGUCCGGCUCGCGGCAGCCCCGGUCGGCCAUCGCCCUCAGGCGUUUCGUAUCCGUCGGUCGCAAGCCCAGUCGUCUCGGAGCAGCCCAAGCCAAGUGUCAAGGCUGUGGACCUGUUUGACUUUACCUCGGACUCGCCCUCCGCGGGCCCGGCACGGGUAUCGCCGUCUCAGCCAGCGCCGGUCCGGCCAGCGGCCUCGACACCCAAGCUAUCUCCUAAGAACACUGCUCCCGAGAUUGUCGCCACACCCGCCCAGCUCGAAGAGUCGCUCAAGUACAAGGACGAGGGCACGGACUAUUUCAAAAAGGGCCAGUACGGCGAUGCGGAAGAGUCCUACACCAAGUCGAUCGUGGCCCUGCCCGCGGGCCAUGCCAACCUCGUCGCCCUCUUCAACAACCGCGCUGCUUCUCGGCUGAAGACUGGCCACUACGGCGGCGCCAUCGAGGACUGCAACUAUGUGCAAAACGUCGAGCCCGGCGAGGUCAAGUCGCUGCUACGACGUGCAACGGCGUACGAGGCCCAAGAAAAGUACCGCGAGGCCCGAGACGACUACAGCCGGGUUGUGGCGACCGACCCGUCGGUCAAGGCUGCCUCCCAGGGUCUUUUGCGCUGCGCCAAGGCAGUCUCCAUGAGCGAGAGCGGCGGACACGCACUGGAGCAGCCCGCCCCGAGCGGUUUGGGCGGCUCUGCUGGCGUCUCAGUCGCAGCCAGCGCACAAAACGAUCUUGCGUUCUUUGAGUCGCCGACGGCGGUACCUGGCGCUGCCGGUGCUUCUGUCGAGAUUGCCCGCGAACACGUCCCAUCCUCGAACCCCCAGGUCCGGGAAGCAGUCGACAAGGCGGUGGAGAAACUGCGAGCGCAGAACAUCCAGAGUGAGCAGGAGGAUGCUCUCAAGCUGCAGCUCAAGGAUCAAGUUGACAUGAAGAUUGAACAGUGGCGCUCGGGCAAGGAGAAGAAUCUGCGCGCCCUGUUGUCAUCGCUCGAGUCGGUGCUGUGGCCUGAGUUGGAGUGGAAGCCCAUCAGCCUUGCCGAGCUGAUUCAGCCUCAGCAAGUCAAGAUCAAGUACAUGCGGGCCGUCGCAAAAGUCCACCCAGACAAGCUGAGCAAGGACUGCACACUCGAGCAUCAGCUGAUUGCCAACUCGGUGUUCAGCACCCUCAACAAGGCAUGGGAUGAGUUCAAGGUCCAGAACGGGCUAUAGCGGCCGUAUAUCCGAAGCCGAGGAUGAUUGAUGUCUGUGUGUUUGUGUCCGAAAAUGAAAGCCAUAGACGCAAGUUGUCCUACUCCGUUUCGUGAGCGACGAAAUGCACUGUCUUCCGACGCAACGGCGGGGGAAGUGGCUGUUGGGCGGGUAGGAGGCAGACCGUUUUUAUCCAUUGGAUCGUUGAUAUCUGGAAGAGCAGCUCGCCAUCCACUUCCGGAUGGCUUGAUCUCGUCUGCGCGCGUGGGUGAGCGAUGCGUCGCUCCAAACUCAUGAAGCCGCUCUGGUUGCCGUCCCAUGUGCGGCAAAGACCGCGCCAUCCAAACAACAGCCAGGGAUAGCUUUCAGCGU
Messenger RNA from Polychytrium aggregatum, 3816 nucleotides. RefSeq lists its product as uncharacterized. The record is from RefSeq and is a predicted model, not a curated record. Gene Ontology annotation, biological process: clathrin-dependent endocytosis; clathrin coat disassembly. Gene Ontology annotation, cellular component: vesicle; intracellular membrane-bounded organelle; cytoplasm. Lineage: Eukaryota; Fungi; Chytridiomycota; Chytridiomycetes; Polychytriales. Bases 181 to 3465 code for a protein of 1094 amino acids. The transcript is spliced from 5 exons. Gene Ontology annotation, molecular function: clathrin binding.